AUGGCGCUUCAGACCGCUUUUGAACCGACGCUUACGUCGCCGGCCAUCGUCACCUCGCCACCGACAGCACAGUUCACACCCGGCCCCGGUUGCAUCGGCACGGAGGAUCACUGGGUUGUGGUUUCCAGUUGCUUUGCGGGCGCCGUCGGCGAUGUCUCUGGCCUGUACCCUUCUCCUGACUGGCUGACGUGCCAGUUGACGCAAUUCGGCCCUCCGGUAUUUGGCCCCGUAACAUCAUGUUAUAUGCCAUACUCGGCUGAGGCCACCGUGGACUACACCGAAUGUCCCUCCGGCUAUAGUGGAGCGACGACCAAGCACUACACGUACUCCGAUGGACUCUGGACUGACUACGAUAUCCAGUGCUGCCCAACACAAUACUACUUCAACGUCCGCGACCUCUACACCGGCGGUCUCAAGUCGUUCACGACGGAGCGCGAUGGGCUGACCUGGACGGGCGGAUACCCCGUACCGGGGUGCGCCGAAUCGUACAUAACGGAACUGUCGGGCAGCGAAAUCCCGGUGGUGCAGACGGCGUACAACACCAACGGGUGGGAGAAGCGGCAGCUGGUCAACGUGCCGUGA
Messenger RNA from Anthostomella pinea, 582 nucleotides. Lineage: Eukaryota; Fungi; Ascomycota; Sordariomycetes; Xylariales; Xylariaceae. The record is from the annotation of a GenBank genome assembly.